Aspergillus nidulans FGSC A4 is the source of this 2118-nucleotide messenger RNA. RefSeq lists its product as uncharacterized. NCBI's taxonomy places the organism in Eukaryota, Fungi, Ascomycota, Eurotiomycetes, Eurotiales, Aspergillaceae. The transcript is spliced from 3 exons. The coding region runs from base 106 to 2118 and encodes 670 amino acids. The record is from RefSeq and is a predicted model, not a curated record.
CCAAGUCUCCAACAGCCAACGCCUUCACCCACGAACCAGUCUCGCUUCCGCCCUCAGCCACUGUCGCGCCGGUUCAAUGAUUCAGUUUCACUGAUUUCCUCCACAAUGUCCACGGGGCCGCCCGUUUGGCCGGCUCAGGACGAACAAGAGUCACAACCCCCUGCUGAAACCCAGACCCGUGCCCGACGGUCGCGUAGAAAGAAGGACGACGCCGUUGAGACCGAUCGGAAGGAACCUACAAAGUCGGCGAGAUCCAGGGAUAAGGAUAAAGACAAAGAGAAGGACAGGGACAAGGGAAAGGACCAAGACAAGGAGAAAGAGACGAAGCGGCCCAGUCGCCGCCCGCGAGACAAGUCUUCGUCUACCUCCAACAACCCUACUUCCACCCAGUCGAAUCCCCGCAAAAAGCCCAAGUUAGAGGAUGACCCAAUCUCGUCAUCUCGAUCUGACCUCUCAGUUGAUUCACCCUUCUCAAUCCGCUACUCUCCAAGCUUCGGCUCCUACAACGUCGCCGCCAUACCCGAUGAUGGUAUCUGCGCCGCCUUCCCGUCCCCAAUCUCAGCCAUUGGCACCACCCCCUCAGCGAAGAGCGGUCAAAAUUACGAUCCUAUAAGGUCUGCAUUUGGCACGAGCUCGUCGCCUGCCGCACCGCCUCCAGCUCCUGCGUCUACUUCUUUCAGUCCUCCGGCCCGUCCAAUUUCGCCGCGGCCUUUCCGCGCCAGUGCUUCGCCGGCGAUUUCUAGCAUCAUUGAUCCUCCGCAAACUACCCCACCGGCCCAGUAUGCUCCGCGUACGUACGGAUCACCCAGUCGUCCAGCGUCCACUUUCCCGCAAACUCCAGUUGCGCCUCCAGCAGCCCCAACUCACCUUCCUCCGGCAUCCGCUCCCUAUAGGCAUCAGUCCCCGUACGGACCCCCUCCACAGGCCGUACCCACGGAAGAAGCCCAAGCUCAUCCCGGGGUGGUCCCGUCGCAUAUUAAUGUCCCCCCCUCCGUCCCCGAUACCAAGCCACCUCCACCACAGACUCGGCAGACAUCAUCGGGGCCAGUACCAACAGAGGAUGAGAGCGAGCGCUCUGCCCCUGCGGCAGUUGAAAAAGUAACUAAGAAAGAACCCAAACCUUCUACGGCGCCUUCAUCAAAACCGCCGUCUCCAAAACCUUCACGGCCAGCGAAAGAAGCCCCUCCUCCAUUACCCCAGGGCUCCGGACUCAUUUCCAAUGCUCUAUUCGGUGUAGAUGAUAACACGUCAGACACGCCUAAGCAGAGGACGCCUAACAUCAUUGUCCACAUACCUCUCAAGGGGCAACCUAACCAGAUAGUGAACUUUGCCCGCCUAGCAGAGGAGCAGUAUGGAUUUGCUGCACUUCAUCCGCGGCUAGCCGCUCACAAAGAACGAAUGGCUCGCGUAGCGGCGGCAGGCGCUGCUUUAGAGCGCAAUGACCGUUCCGGCCGAGGUAUUUCCGCUGGGGAAAGCGCGGACGAAGACCUUAGCCUCGACGCUGAACGCGAUAGUGAAGUUGAUGGCGACGGCGCAAUGAGUGCUGCAGCUGCGAAAACCAGUGAACCUGCGGACGGAACGAAGAAGCGCCGCAGGAGGAAAAUAGAGGAGUAUGAUCGAGAUGACCCUUUUGUUGACGAUAGUGAAAUGGUCUGGCAGGAACAGGCCGCUGCAAGUAAGGAUGGGUUCUUUGUGUACAGUGGUCCCCUAGUUCCUGAAGGGGACAAAGUCCAGGUUGAGCGUGCGGAUGGCACGAUUAAACGGGGCCGAGGCCGAGGACGUGGCGGUCGGAGUCGAGCUCCUGCAACAACUCAUCAGCAACUGCCUCUGGCGGCUGCAAUUCCUAUUUCUCAAGAAACUGGUCUUCCCAUACGUGGUCCAGGUUCGAGAGGUGGUAACGUCAACCGCCGGCCUCGCACGAGUAAGAAAGCAGAGCAGGACAAAGCUGGCAGCACUCCAACAUCCCAAGGACGAGGCGGAGGUGCUGCCGGUCGCGGUGGUUCAAACAGCACUCGAGGUGGGAAAGCACAAAUGGUAGAACUGGCCCCUCGGCCGAAUAUUGCACCUGCACCGCCAGGACUGAAUUCAGUAGCAGGCCAGGAGAUCACCAUGAAAUAG